This is a messenger RNA of Symbiodinium sp. CCMP2592, 4410 nucleotides long. NCBI's taxonomy places the organism in Eukaryota, Dinophyceae, Suessiales, Symbiodiniaceae. The record is from the annotation of a GenBank genome assembly.
AUGUUGGGCACGAACCUGACAGCGGCUGUCGCGGCCAUUGCUCUAAUAGGCGGCUCUGCUUGGAUGCAGUCAAAUCACAAGACCCAGCUUGAUGCACACUGGAAAUAUCCAGGUCCCAAGCACCUCACCGGCAAGGAACAGCACCGUCGUGCUUUGGGACAUGUCAUGAUCCAUGUGCUGAUGCCUCGCCUGAGUCUCAUAGCCACUCUUGGCAUCUUGCUCGCGUCCAUUCUGAAGGAGGAUGGGCCAUCAUUUCUUCUCGAUCCGUCCUUUUGGGUAGCACUGGCUGCCCAAGUCACCUUCUUCUUUGCUGCCGGAUGUGCUGGCGAACCUACAGGGCAACUGCUGGACUUGAUGGCAUUCGUCUCAUACUUCUUCCAAGUCCUCUUGAUGUCACUGCCGGGAUUUCUGCUGAACCAGCCGGCCCAGACAUAUCGGUUCUUGCUGCAACUGGCUGGGACCUUGUUCCUGCUCGAUGAGCAGCGCGCUGCAAUCCUGGCUUUCUCCACCUAUACUGUGCCCCUCCUCCUGGCAGUGGCGUCCGGAUCGAGCACAGAGCUGUUUCUGAAUACCAUUUGGGCAGAUGUUUUGCUGACGCUGGGCCUUCUGUUGCUGCUCAGCACGAUCAGCGGUGCACUACAGCUGAACUCUGGCCCUGUUCUCGCUGACCCUUCGCUGCGUGACGAGCUGGCACUGGCGGAAGCCCGCAGAAGCAUCAUGGCCGUCAUUACGGAUGGAGAAAUGGUCUUGAAGGAUGACAAGAUUAUGCAAGCUGGGCAGCGUACCCGCCAUUACCUUGAGGGCCUCCUCGGAAAGAAUGAGGUGGAAGUGGGAGGCCUUCUGCUACAGGAUCUCCUGCAUCCCAUGGAGGUACGUCAAGUUCCCUCGAUUUGCCCCAGCCUGAAAGAUAACAGCAGUCCGGCAUCGAGUUUUCAUGUCCGGCUUCGGGAUGGUCGCCAAGCUCAGCUCUACACUUGCGCCAUUCAAACGACUGGCGACUCUGAUGUGCGAUGGCUUGCCUGCAUACGCGAUGACGGGUUUGAGGUGACCGGAGCAGCCCCGGGAAGUUCUCCAAAUCCGGGUCAAGCAGAAUCCAUCUCAGACUUCGGGGACUCGCGCCCUCCUUCCGAGCCUUCGGCAUCAGGCACAGUCACAUUGGCGAGCCAGCGGCAAGAGCUGGCGCUACCAGAACUUGAGAGCAUCGGCUUCACGUUGGACAUCUAUGCUGAGGAGCUGACGAUGUUGCAGGUGAAACUCAACUUCAACAUCUCUGACCUUGCGCACAUCGAUACAGGUCGCUUGCCCACCAUGAAGAGAUGGCUGGUCCAGAAGUCUGUGGACAGCUUCCGCGAGUGGUUGAUUGAUCAAGUGCAAGCAGACCUGGCCGGAGCUCCCACGGUGGCAUUUCCCGGCUCCUUUGAGCUCCAUUGCCCGGGCAGCAACGGUGGCACGCUGCGGGCAAGUGACGUGGCAGUCACCAAGAUGCACGCGACCAGCGAUGUGGCGCAGGCAUCUGCAACACCACAAGAAGCCGAGCAACCGAAGGCGGCAGGAGCUUCUCCACAUGAAAGCCCAAGGAUGGAAGCCCAGAGACCCGCUGAGACAGGCGCAGCGACUACGUCUGGGGAAGCUGGAGUAGAAGCAUACAAGCAGGAUUUGGAUUGUUUUCUGGUCCACAUUGAGUGCAAGAACAUCACGCAGUGUGCUCCGGAACUGAGAAGGAGAAGCAAAUCCAGGAGGUCACGGCAGACCAGUCAGAGCAGCCAAGUGAAGGUGCUCGACACGGAGGUGUUUUCCCAGCGUGAGGAGAAGUCUCGCCUGUGGACUCAGCUAGAAACCGAGAUCCAGCGGCUUGAGAAAGAUGCUGUAGCUGCAGGGGAACCGUUUCUGUGCAAGGGGCGAUUCAUGGCUACGUUGACGGAGAAGAAAGAUGCUAUGGCUAUGGAUGACACACCUCGGAGGUGGCAACUUGAUGGCUCGGAGUCUCAGAUGGAAAAAGUCCUGUUCAAAGCAGACGAGGACACGGCUUCAGAAUACCUGAAGGACCUGAUCAGCUCUGUCGGCCUAAAGGAUGCCUGGGGUGAGAUGGCCAAGAGGUUCCGUUCCGUGCAAGCGCAGCAUGCCCAGCUCAUGUCCCUGGCAAGCCGAGAUGCUUUGAAUCGGGAUUUUGUAACAAGGCCGGAGUUCAGGCUCACAGUGCAGGAGGAGCACUACCGGAAGCUGCAGGACCACACGAAACGUCUGGCAGAUCUGGAGCAAAAAGUGCAAGAAGAGCAGGCAAAGAGGUUGGAGCUUACGGAGGCCUUGCAAGAAUGCGCAGAGAGAACCGACCAGGAGCUCAAGACCUUGAAGCCAGAGGUUACCAAAGCCCAUGCCUGGCUCCGGACGCUGGAUCAAAGGUGCCAGGAGCAGAACACGGCAAACCUGAAAGCCUUUGAGGAUUUGCAGGAGCAGCUCAACAGCCGUGAGAAGAAGCUUCGAGAAGAGGCAACGAAGCUUUCGAAAGCCCUCGAGGCCGAGGUUGUGGAACGCAAGGUUUUGGGCAUCGAAGUCAAGAAACAGAAAGAGUUCCUGGCAGGAGAAGCAUUCCAAAAGCACAUGGAGGAUACCUGUAACAAAGCACUGGCGAACUAUGUUCACAGGGAUGUGAUGAUGUCAGAGGUUCAGAGCUCCACGGAACACAUGUGUCAGCCUCUACAUGUUCUCAUACGCAAGCUGGAGAAGACUGUGCAGACCUUGGCCCAAGAGCUGCGAAUGAAGGAUGCGUACCUGGAGCAAUGCCUUGAGAACGAAGCUGCCAAGCUGUCUCACAAGGACGAGCUCCUGAACGAGCGUAUAGACGCCGUGGUGGACGAGCUGCCUGAGAAGGCUACCGUCGUGUCCGUGGACGAUGUGAAAGGCAAGCUCUUGUUUCAUGUGGACAACCUGGAAUCGCUGCACACGCGAUUGCAGAAAGAGGCCACGCACAAGCUCCAGGAGGUGGUCACCCGCGUCUCUGAGUUCCAAGUGAUCCUCCAGGACCAUGAGCAUGCGCUGCAGCAUGCUGCCGAGGAGAUCCUCCAUCGUGGGACCAAGUACGAUGUAGCGGUAUUGACCGAGCGAGUGGAUCGUUGUGCUGGCAAAGACAAGAUGGAGGGUGACCUGAAAGAGAUCCGUGACACAUUGACAUGGCAGAGCACCAAGAUCGAGUCCAUGCAGUUCCAGAACGGACUGGGUGGUGGCGGCGGUCUCGGCAUCCAUCGGAGCGGCAGCCGAGCCAGAUCUAUCAUUGCUCGCAGUGUUCUUGGUGGCAAGCUCAGUCGCAGCAGCUCCAUGGCCAGCGACCUCCCCGUCACAAGCAGCUUGAGCUGGAAGCAGACGUCCACGGCGGCACCUAUCUCCGCUGAAGGCAGCACUGUGAAGUUCUCGGAGGAGGACAGCAAGGAUGACGACGCCCAGGACUCCACGCUGAAGAUAUCCAUUCCGAAGGUCCCAUUUGCAGAGCGCAUCGAGGAAGAGUCUUUGCCUGGUGAUGUGGCCAGCGUUGCAGCAGGUUCUGAGCCUGGAGGCGAUGAAGUCGCCGACGCCGACGACACCCGCAAUGAUCCGAUGCGCGACCUUUUGGGCUUAAAUGCCGGGAUAGAUACCAUGGGGUUGGAGGAGCACCUGGUGGAUCAGGAGCAGCAGCUUCAAAACCUGCAGGAACAGCUGGCGGACCUGAUGCAGGGCUCUGCCCUCGGGGCUUCUACAUUGACGGAGCUCUUGCAGCAGCAGCUCGAGUGCCUGGCACAAGGUGUGUUUUGCUUAGGCAAGAUCUGCCUGAGACCCCACAGGGGCGGCCCUGCCACAAGCACCGUCUUGCGGCACGACAACACAGUGGAAGUGCUUGGUCAUUUACGCUCAGUCAUGCAUUGGAUCACGCACCGGCAGCGGCCAUCUGAAUGGGAGCCCACAGCCCUCGCGACCAUUGCGCUGCAGUCUACCCACAUCCCGGACCACGACGUCACCUACAGCCCUCCACGCCCUGCAAGGGUGAAGGAAAGCCAGCCCAUGCCUUCAUUGCGACGUGGCAAAGCGACUCCGCGGGAGGUGAGCCCAGGGGAGCGCCGGCCGUUCGCAUCGGGUGGCCCCGGUUGGCGUCAGCGCGGCCUACCCGCCAACUGCAGCUAUGACGAUGUGAAGAGGCCAAGCACUACCGGAGCCAUCAUGGUUGCUUCCAAGCCGAUGGAUGGUCGGUCUCUGGUAGUUACACCUGGUGUAUGCGUGACAAGCGCCGCCGGACAUACAGAUGCAGAAGCUUACGAAAGACCAUCACGGGACCACUCCGUCGACGACGUUGUCUCACUGCCUCCUCUUCCGGAGUCCAACCAUUCCAAUGAUUCGGCCGUCUCAGCUAAAUCUCGUGAAAGUCGGCGUCGUCCUGGCAUGUAG